AUUGUCCGGCGUUGUUGGCCGCCGCGUGUGUGUAUGGCGUACGCGCGCAUGACGUUUCCGCGCGGUGAAACGCCGUGGCCCGGUUUUCGCGGUGGGGCCACCCGUUCUGUCCGUCCUCCUCCUGCUGUGGCUGUGACUCCUGUCUGUCGUGCCGCGUUCGCCGCUCAGUGAAGACACGCUCCGCUCGGCCAAGAUGGUCACGGUGAAGGGACGCAAGAGCUCGAGCAAGAAUCCGCCGAUCCUCAGUCACGAGUUCAUCAUACAGAACCAUGCGGACAUCGUCUCCUGCGUGGCUAUGGUCUUCGUGAUCGGCCUCAUGAUACAGGUUACUUCACCAUGGGCUUAUAUGUUCAUUGCUAUUCACCAUAAUGUGACCAAUACUACUGAGGACCCAACAGCAGUGGUAAAAUAUACCACAGGCUGGAAAGAUUCAUGUGCCGUGUUCUUUUAUUUCUUGAUAACUAUUAUAAUACAUGCUGUGCUUCAGGAAUAUAUAUUUGAUAAAAUUUCUAAGCGGCUUCAUCUCAGCAAAGUAAAGCUUUCUAAAUUCAACGAGUCCAGCCAAUUGAUAGUGUUUUAUACAGCGUCUGCAUUGUGGGCCAUUGAUAUUAUAAUUAGAGAAAAUAUACUUCUGAACGUGUGGACGUUGUGGGAAGAAUAUCCGAUGCCGAUGACCGCCUACUUAAAACUAUUUUUCAUCGGUCAGCUUUCUUAUUGGCUGCACUGCUAUCCUGAACUCUAUUUUCAACGAAUUAAGAAAGAAGAUAUUUUGCAACGCGUCUUUCACGCAACCAUUGGAUUAGCCUUUACAUUCGCAGCUUAUUUCUUCAACUUCCAACAUCUCGCCCUGAUCUUUUUAACUUUCCAUUAUGUGGGAGAUGCUUUACUACAUACAGCCAGACUUAUUCAUUUUAUUAGUCAAAAAGAAAAGAGAACAAAAUUAGCAUUCCUGGUUGCCAAUUCGGUUUAUAUAUUCGCCCACGUCGCAACUAUCGCGCUUACAUGUGUAGUGUUCUUGUAUGGAUUAAGAAAGCAAGAGUUUAAGUUCGAUUAUACCACCGGUAACUUUAAUAUUCCCGCAGUGCAAUUCUCGGCAGUAUUGGUUAUCUCGCUCUUCCAAGGCUACCUCCUAUACGUCUUCAUUGCGAAGCAGAUCAAGCGUUCACGCGAAAAUGCCGCGCCUGUUGUCGUAAAGACGAAAUCGAAACCGAAAUCGAAGAAGCGAGAAGGCAAGAAAUCCGCCUUGUCCGAGGACGACGAUCUUCCAGAAGUAGACCAGGCGACGAAGAAGAAUCUGAGAAAUCGUCCUUCAGCGAAAGCAAAAUAGAUGCUCAAUAAAUUGGAGGAAUCACAAGGUUGAUUGGCUAUUAAUUUUAUUUGUCUUCAUGGCACGAACAUGUUCCACCAAGGUGUACAAAAGCGCAUUCUUCUUAAUGCAAAAAAAUACGAAGCUUCCAUAACGUUACCGUUCAAAAGUCACGUCGAACAGAACGCUGAAGUAAUUGAUACUUAGAUUUUGUAUUUGGUAGUUGUAGAAAUAAAUAUAUUUUCAAUGUUUUAUGAGAGAUAAGCGUAUAAUGUUGGCUAUGCCAGUCGAUAUUUUUAACUCUACAAAUGAGUUUUUUUCACCAUUUUAUUGUUUUCAUAUGAAUUGUAGGGAUAAAUGUUGCAUUCGUAUGGAAUCGCAGAAUAUUAUUGCACACUUUGGUACGUUGUCUUUUUAUGCACGUACAUAUUCUGAAUAUGUGUAAACGCGCGUUAUUUAUAAUCCAAUUAUGAGAAUUUAUACGAUUUUUAUCUCUAUUUACUGUUAUUUGAAAUUCUUUAUAAAUUUUUUGACGCACCAAUUUCUUUUGAUGAUUUAGAAUUGAGAUCAAAAUAGAACUAUCCAAGUUUUCACUCUUCAAUCUUUCUUCUAUUGCCUUGCUGAUUCAGAGGAGAGAUUGAAGAGAAAACUGACUGGAGUUUGGAUCACUCUCGCUUGUUAUUCUGAAUUUAUCCUUAGAAGAAAAUAUUUAAAUAGAAUAAAAAUAAAUUUAUUAUACUAGCAUUAAGUUACAAAACAAAAGAUACACUGAAAUAAUAUGUUGGACCAGAAAUAUGUUACAAGAAUCAUGCUACACAAAAAUAUACAUAUCGUAUUAUGGAAUUGUAAUAUUGUUAUGUAAGUUUUACUAUUUUUUUAAUACAUAUGUCAAUGGAAAGAGAAACAAUCUCGUUGUUACAGUAUCAUGUGCUUUAUAAAUUAUAUUUUUUUUAAAUUACUAUUCUGAGGAGAAACCAUAAACAAAAGCUUUUGAGAAUUAAUUUCUUUUGAUAUUGCCACUGUUCUGCAACCUUAUCCUGUCGAAUUUCUAUUCUUAAUUUUACUUGAGCCGUGUGAUAAGAAUUUAACACCGUAACAAAUCGAUGAUUUUUUUGUGUUUUUGAUCUUUGAUUUUUUCAAGAAGAUGGAAUAUGUAAUGAUAUUAUUUUAAACAAUAUAAUUGUUUAAAAACUUAUUGGUUUUUAAAUAAUAUAAUAUUAAAACUGAAUAAGAUUACAGUUGUAAGUUUUACUAUAUAUUAUGCUUUUCUGUACAGGUAUUUAUUUUUAAAAUAUGAUUUUUUGCACAACAAUCUUAUGUAACAAGAAAAAGAUUCUGAUUAUAUAUUUUUAAGAAAUUAAAAAAAAAUAAAACUAAUAUUAAUAUGGAAUAUGUAACGACCGUUAAAAAAUUUAUUCGCUAUUAGCUUGUAUCAAAUAAUAAUUGUGUGAAUUGAAUAAGAUUUAUAGUUGCAUGUUUUUCUAUGUACAUCUAUUUUUAAAACUAAUAUUACUGACUUAGCAUAAGUACUCUCAAGAAUGGAAGAAAAAAUAAAAUAGAUUUUUCC
Molecule: messenger RNA, 2873 nt
Organism: Monomorium pharaonis (pharaoh ant)
Lineage: Eukaryota; Metazoa; Arthropoda; Insecta; Hymenoptera; Formicidae
Gene: TRAM
Product: translocating chain-associated membrane protein 1
Exons: 7
Coding region: 194-1327 (377 amino acids)
Biological process (GO): protein insertion into ER membrane; SRP-dependent cotranslational protein targeting to membrane, translocation
Cellular component (GO): endoplasmic reticulum membrane
Source: RefSeq, a predicted model, not a curated record